Messenger RNA from Gopherus evgoodei (Goodes thornscrub tortoise), 1476 nucleotides. Its product is annotated as estradiol 17-beta-dehydrogenase 11-like. Gene Ontology annotation, cellular component: lipid droplet. Bases 212 to 1120 code for a protein of 302 amino acids. Lineage: Eukaryota; Metazoa; Chordata; Testudines; Testudinidae. The transcript is spliced from 8 exons. Gene Ontology annotation, molecular function: oxidoreductase activity, acting on the CH-OH group of donors, NAD or NADP as acceptor. The record is from RefSeq and is a predicted model, not a curated record.
AGGGCCGCCCGCACCAGGUUGAACGUCAUUGAUUUGGCAGUGAGGUAGUUAAUUUCACAGGUACAGAAAACUUUUCUCAGUGUCACAUGCACAUCAACAGCAAUUUUUCCAGCCACUGACGGAGCUCUUCCUGGUCUCUGAAAAAUAAAUAACGUACAGUGUUUUAAAUAGUGACUGAGUGUGAAUCAAAGUACUGAAAGUCUGUAGAAAAAUGAAUCUCUUUAUGGAGCUUUUGUUGUUUUUACCUAUAAUAAUUUACGCCUACAUAGAGGCUUUUGUGAAGCUUUUCAUUUCUGUGAAGAGGAAGUCUGUCAGUGGAGAGCUUGUUCUCAUUACCGGUGCUGGUCAUGGAAUUGGGAGAGCUACAGCCUAUGAAUUUGCCAAUCGACAAAGCAGAUUGGUUUUAUGGGACAUCAAUAAGCAUGGUGUUGAGGAAACAGCUGCAGAGUGCAGAAGGCUGGGGGCCACAGCUCAUGCUUUUGUGGUGGAUUGCAGUAAAAAGGAGGAAAUCUACAGUGCUGCAGAGAAGGUGAAAAAAGACAUUGGAGAUGUUACCAUCUUGGUGAAUAAUGCAGGAGUGAUUAUAGCUGCCGAUCUGCUGUCAACUCAGGACCAUCAGAUACAAAAAAUGUUCGAGGUCAACAUUCUCGCUCAUUACUGGACUGCAAAAGCAUUUCUGCCAGCCAUGAUGAACAACAACCAUGGCCAUAUUGUCACUGUUGCUUCAGCAGCUGGUCACUUGGCAACUUCUUUCAUGGUGACUUACAGUUCAAGCAAGUUUGCUGCUGUUGGAUUUCAUAAAGCCCUAACACAAGAACUUUCUGCAUUGGGAAAGGAUGGAAUAAAAACAUCAUGCCUUUGUCCUGCUUUUGUAAAUACUGGCUUCGUCAAAAAUCCAAGUAUGAGCUUAAUGAAAGUUUUGGAGCCAGAGAAGGUUGCAAAUAAACUGCUAGAGGGGAUAUUGACCAACCAGAAAAUGAUUUUUGUUCCAUCAUUUCUGAAGAUACAUCUAAUAUUGGAAAAGAUUCUUCCAGAGCAUGCCUUGGCAGCAUUGUACAAGCUGCAGAAUAUUCAAUUUGAUGCAGUUGUUGGAUACAGAAACAGGGUCAUAAGUGAUUAGGUCAUCACCCUCCCCCUCAAACCGCACAGGCUGCAGAUGAUUCAUGUUUUGAGUUCAGAUCAAUUAUUCAAUAUUUUGAUUCAUUCAGAGAAAAAAUGGAAGACUCAUCACUUGCCUUCCCACAGCAGUGACACUUGAUAAACACUGCUCUGAGCAUCAAUGAAUUUCUGCAGGUAGCUGGCUGGCUGAGUUCCUAUUACAAUGAUUAUUUUAAUGCUUCUGGGAUUUGCUAGUAUUGUAUAAUUAACUGAAUAUGUUAUGGUGCCAAGAGCUUUAGGUGGAAAUCUUUUUAUCAUUCUAAAUCUAAAUAAAUAAAUUAGACAUGCACACAUGGAUUUGUGUAUGUGACAACAGAC